AUGUUUGGUCGCUUCAAGCCUGGUGGUGAAGAAAGGUGUGUUGUUGAUUGGUACGAUAUGCACCACGGCACCAAUCGAGCCACGGAUUUAAUCGAAGCGUUGAAAAAGGUCGUUUAUCACCUCCUCAAAAACUUACUACGGAAAAUAGAUAAAAUGGAAACAAUGAAAGCUAUAAUGGAAAGCCAUGUUAAAACCGGCCGGAAAGAAAGUUCGCACCGGGAUUUGUCCAAAUACGCACUGAAGGGACUCGUUUAUCAGCUCUUCAAAACCUUACUACGGAAAAUAAGUACAAUGGCAAACGAUGUGAGGAAUGUCAUAAAGUACCUUAAUCGAUGCUUCUUGACCGACAUCCCCGAGGUGAAAUAUAUCAGAAGAUAUCCACCCCCUCAAAACCUUACGCAACCGACAGCCUGGAGAUCGAUCAAAGCUGAAGCUAUAUACUUUAUUCGAUGCAACUCUUUGACCGAGGACACAACCGCUGCCGAACAGAAAAAUAUGAAAAAUGGCAAACGAUGUGGGGAAUGUUGUGUUAGCUACUUUUCCAAAACUGAUGGUCACGUAAGUACCUUAAUCGGAUUUUUAUUGACCGAAGGGCGUGAGGUGAAA
Molecule: messenger RNA, 606 nt
Organism: Mesorhabditis spiculigera
Lineage: Eukaryota; Metazoa; Nematoda; Chromadorea; Rhabditida; Rhabditidae
Source: the annotation of a GenBank genome assembly